Molecule: messenger RNA, 2383 nt
Organism: Hypomesus transpacificus
Lineage: Eukaryota; Metazoa; Chordata; Actinopteri; Osmeriformes; Osmeridae
Exons: 3
Coding region: 1-2004 (667 amino acids)
Source: RefSeq, a predicted model, not a curated record
AUGGAGGCAACAGCAGCAUGUAGGCGACAAAGCAGCAAGGAGGGGUCCUAUAAUCAUUUAAGAGAGUUUUACGACAAAGUCGGUGAAAAUGGGAACAAUCUUACAUUUCUGUGCAAACUUUGCCCACCGGCUGUCAAAAAGAAAAUCAGCACAUCAGUCACGUCUUCAGCAAACCUGAAACGGCACAUUGAACUGAAGCACCCGGUUAGCCUUUCAAGGUAUGUGCAAGCAAAUAAAAAAUCAAAAGACAGUCAAGACAGAUCCUCGACCCAAAUCCCAUUAACUGCGUACAGUAACGGCGUUGAUGUCAUCACCCAGCCGCAGCUUGACAACCUGGUGGUGCAGUAUAUUGUCGGAGACUUGCUGCCUUUGAGGAAAGUGGAAAGCCCAGCUUUCAUAAACUUAAUUAAGGGGUUGCAGCCAUCCAAAAAGGUUCCAUCGAGAAAGAAAGUACAAACACUGUUAAACAAGAAAUAUAAAGAAAACAUGUGUGAACUUAAGACUGAACUGUCUGAGAUUGAUGCUGUGUGCACAACAGCAGAUUGCUGGUCUGCUGUGAACAAGGCAUUUAUAGAAAUCACUAUCCACUGGCUAAACAAAACAGAUGUUUCGAAGAGACACUCUGUAGUACUGGCAUGCAGGCAAAUUAAAGGAGCACAUACACAUGAUGUAUUGGCAAAAUUGUUGACAGAUGUCUACAAAGAGUUCGAAAUCCACAACAAGGUUGUGUGUACAGUGACAGACAAUGCUGCUAAUUUUGUCAAGGCAUUCAACUGUUUCAACUUUGAUCAAACUAAAAGUGAAGAUGAGGAUGAACAAGUGUCAGCCUUUGCUGCCGCCAGUGAGAGCUCAGAUGAAUAUGCGAUGGAGCCUGAGCCUCUCUCAGGUCUGGAACAUUCCUCUCUCCCCCCUCACAGACGGUGCAUGGCACACACUUUGAAUCUCGUGGCCAAAGACACUGAAAAAGUUAGUGAUGAACGUUACAGAACAAUGUCGAGGGCAGUCUUUGCCAAAGCAUCUGCACUGUGGAACCUUGUUAGGCUAAGUACAACGGCUUCUGAUGCUGUGGAGGAAAAGCUUGGAAUUGGCUUUGUUGUGACAAAUGAUAUGAGAUGGAAUUCAGUCUUUCUUGCGAUGGAGCGACUGUCUCGCAUAGCAAAACUAACUACGAAGGCAGAAAUGAACGUGGCUGAGGUCACCCCUAAAAAUGAUGCCACCCCCUUACACGAUGAGCUCCUUUUGCACACUGUGAGUGACGAGUUUGGCUUUUGCAGAUUCUCUCCACAGGAAGUCGAAUUCAUUCACAUGUUUGCGGAUGUGAUGAGGCCUUUGGCACUUGCACUAAACAUCCUCCAAGCAGAGAACAAUGUCUUUCUUGGUUACCUGGCUCCAACCAUUGUACAGCUGCAAUGUCACAUGAAUGACCUAUUGUAUGAGAGCAGAAAGCCCACUGCAGUAGAGGGUCUCAUUACAUGCCAACCUCUCAUAAAGACUAUCUUAGAGUCACUGAGCACAAGGCUGGCAGGUCUUCUGGAGAAGAGGGAACAUAUACUCUCCGCUAUGCUGGUGCCAAGGUUCAAGCUAGACUGGGUCCAAGAUGAGGAGAAAUGUAUGCAGUACAGAUUGAUGCUGAGAAGAGAAUUUCAAACCCUCGACUCUGAUGACUCAGCUGCAAGAGAGUCCGGUCAAGCCCAGUCCAGUGGUGGAAGUGACAAGAAAGAUCCUGCUGAGUCAUUCUUCAGAUUUAACAAAAACACUCAGGUUCAUAAAAAAUCUGAAGUGGACGCCUAUCUGGAUGCCCCAACCACAGAUGGGUUUGAUGAAUACAUGCAGUUUUCAAAGCUCAGAAGGCUGUUCAUACAACACAACACUGCCCUGCCCUCAAGUGCUCCAGUAGAGAGGCUUUUCAGCAUCGGUGGUCUAAUAUUCAGACCCAGGAGAAACUGGCUGGCAGAUGCCAACUUUGAGAAGCAGCUGAUCUUGAAUGCCAACAAAAAGUUUUGAAGGAAGCAAACAACUGCAGAUCCACCAGGGAGAGACCACAGUGACCAAUGACAGAAGAUCUUCAUUCAGAUAAGAGAAAAUAACUCUGUCCUUGGCCCCUGCAAACAUUUGUGUAAUUAUUAUUUUAGUUAUGUAUGUGGACUUUAACUAGUGACAGAUAUUCACUUAGUUCAGGUAUUUUCACUCACUGGACAGAAAGUAGAAGCACUGUCUAUAUGGCCUUGGACUCUGACUGAGUCUUUUAAGUCAUUAUUCUUUUAUUUUUUUUAAACUUAAUUAUUGGGCAAACAAUCUAAAAGUGCCUCAAUAAUGUUGCCUUAUGAAGAUCAAAUCUGACACAUAGUUGCAGCGUUAAACAAAUAAAAUAAUAUUUUUUGGA